This is a messenger RNA of Cyprinus carpio (common carp), 612 nucleotides long. Its product is annotated as MORN repeat-containing protein 4-like. The record is from RefSeq and is a predicted model, not a curated record. The coding region runs from base 49 to 489 and encodes 146 amino acids. NCBI's taxonomy places the organism in Eukaryota, Metazoa, Chordata, Actinopteri, Cypriniformes, Cyprinidae. The transcript has 5 exons.
UUUUCAUGCUCUUGAGACUGCACAGAAACAGUACAGUUUGGUGGAGGUAUGACAUUAACCAGGGGCUCCUUCACUUAUUCCAGCGGAGAAGAAUAUACUGGAGAAUGGAAGGAAGGUCGGAGGCACGGUAAAGGUGAGCUGAAGUUUGCUGAUGGCACCUGUUAUAAAGGUCACUUUGAGAAUGGCCUGUUCCACGGAUCAGGGGUGUUAGUCUUUCCCGAUGGAUCCAGGUACGAGGGUGAAUUUGCCCAGGGAAAAUUCCAAGGGGUCGGAAUCUUCAGCAGGUUUGACGGGAUGAAAUUUGAAGGGGAAUUCAAAAGUGGCCGUGUGGAAGGAUAUGGGCUGCUGACAUUUCCAGAUGGUUCCCAUGGUGCUCCGCGGAAUGAGGGAGUGUUUGAGAACAACAAGCUUCUGAAACGUGAAAAGUGUCAGGCUGUGGUGCAGAGAGCCAAGAACUCCGCAUCCACUGCCCGCGGCUUCUCUGUAUGACAAACUGACCUCAGUGAAAGCACCCCUAACUGCAGCUUUCAGAUCAGGCCCCCAAAUACGUUACGGAUUGCAGUGUCACAAAUGAAGUCUAAGCUGACUCUGGAUCUGCGCUCAGGGGUUGAU